CAGCUGUGUGCAUAAAUAACAAUAUUUUUUUAUUAUUUCUCCAAAUUUAAAUCACUGUGUUAAACAUAUUAAUUAAUUUUAGUUAGUUAAUCAACGCAGUUAUUUGUGGUGGAAUCUUGUGUGGCUCAUAAUGACUCACUAAUUAAACAGUCUUAUUUUGCAUUAACUUUCAAGGCUGUAAUAAUAAAAGGAGCAUUUGGUAGACUAUAAUGGUGAUUACUUAACAUAAUGGUCGAGGAUAAUGAGCGCGCAUACGGCAGAGCACCAAAUAGAAAUACUCUAUUGAAAAUUGUUAUAUUAGGUGAUGGAGGAGUUGGGAAGUCAUGUUUGAUGAGUAGGUUUAUAUCAAACCAUUUCGAUGAUCACAGCUUUCACACUAUAGGAGUGGAGUUUAUGAAUAAGACCAUACCAGUUAAUGGAAAAGAAUAUACAUUACAGGUAUGGGACACAGCAGGACAGGAGCGGUUCAAGUCACUCAGGACGCCGUUCUAUCGCGGCUCAGAUAUUUGCAUACUCGCAUAUGCUAUCGAUGACCGCAGCUCAUUCAACAACAUUAAGAUGUGGCUCAACGAGUUUCUUCACUACGCCGGAGUUAAGAAUGGAAUUGAGAAGUUCCCCUUCAUGGUUGUUGGGAAUAAGUCUGACGUCUCGUCUAAAGACAGAGAGGUGAGUCACGAGCAGUUGAAGCAGUGGUGUGACGACAACAAGAUUGCGACCUACAUAGAGACCUCGGCCAAGAACGACAACAACGUGGUCGAAGCAUUCUCUAUGGCCGUACAAAGAUGGGUAGAGCUGGAACAGAAAGCGGAAAAAGAGCUGGGUAUGCUGCACCACCCCGAUUCUGUCACCCUCCACGGUUCUAGUCCUGUGUCCAGUCUGCGAACGACAUGCUGCUCUAGGUUUACAGACACAUGAGCUAUUUUUGAAUACGGCCUAUACUUAGUAAUAUGAUAAAAUACGAUUGAUAAAAGUAUCUGCCGUAGAGUCUAUGAGAUUUAUUUUUAAUACGAAUGAAUCUUAAUUUUAACGUCAUAGUGACGUUUUUUAAUUGGCUAAUAGAUGGCGUUGUAUUUAUUUUUCUGCUAUUGCAGACGCAUGACGGAUUUUCUGUCAAAAUUGAAUACACGAGACUCAUUUGGAAUUUUAAAUAAUAAUAAAUAAAGUUAACGCCCAAAACUAUAAUUGAUAGCUUUUAAUUUUCUUUUUAAUUUAUAGAAAAGUAAAAAAAACAAAUUCAUAAAAUAAAAUCGUGAAAGUUCGCGGGUUCGAAUCCCAUGUCAGAGUGCCAGGGAUAAAAUGGACUUUUAAGCAUUUUAUAUUAAUAAUAUAUUUAAUUCCUUUAAAGCAAAAAACUAAACGUAUGGAAAUUUCAUUAGUAUAUAAAAAUCAGCUCCAUCUUUUGACAGUUUAAGUAAAUAUAAUAAAAUUAGAACAGUGACGCCAUCUCUCGAUAGUAAAAUAUUCAAUAAUAUGGUCUGGAAUCGGUUGUGGAACUGUUAACAAUCUGGUUAACUAAAGAGAUGUAAAUAAAGUAAUUUCCACUACAGCGAAUAUACAAUAGUAAUGUGUGAAUGAAUUAGCUUAUUAGUUAAAGUUAUUAAGUAAAAAGAGUAUUUGAGAGGUAUAUAAUUUAGUAUAUUUCGGUAGUAUUGUUCUUUUAUUUUUAAAGCUGUUUCAGUUUCAUCAUUAAUUUAGCUUGUAAACUUUUAACAUAAUUAGGUCAUCAAAUAUUUGACAUUUGGAAAUAAUUUGAAGUUAUCAUUAUACGACGUUUGUACACACAGUUGCACGUCAGGCAAAUAUCCGCAAUAAAUUUUGACCUCUACCUUCUAUGCAUGAAGGUUAAACAUCAAGUGGCGAAAUUUGAGUUUUGUAUAACCUUACGUGUUGUUGACUGUACAUUACAAUGCACAGUAUUUGUAUUUAUAGAUGAAAUAUUAACAAAUCACGAUGUCGCCGUCCAACAUUCCGUUUGUAAGAUAUUUUCAAAUAUUAAAAAUCUCACAUAUUUUUAUUUAAGAAUAGUGGAAUAGCUGUAUAUAAAGAUUGAUGUCGUUAUAUUUUAUAUUUUUAAUUAUACAUUUUACAAAUUGAAUUUUAAGAUUAUAUGGUUCAAACGCUCUGGUCGAAUCAGUAAUAGUCCUUAGGCUUCCAAUAUCGGAACACCGGGAUCUUGGGGCCGUCCAUUAUUUACGUGAUCAACACUUUUGUGCCCUCCUCCCCCUUAGUGUUACAUGGUGAGGUUUAAGACUCCUCCUCUCCCCCCCCCCCUUCCCCUCCACCCAAAUCAAGUAAAUUUUUAGUACCAAUAAAAAAUCUUAUUUUUUUAACGUCGCUUUUCUAUU
Messenger RNA from Diatraea saccharalis (sugarcane borer), 2345 nucleotides. The record is from the annotation of a GenBank genome assembly. NCBI's taxonomy places the organism in Eukaryota, Metazoa, Arthropoda, Insecta, Lepidoptera, Crambidae.